UCACAAAUAAAUGAAAUUUAUAUAUUCAUAUAAUAAAAAAUCUAAUAAUGACGGAGAUUCACCGGUAGUUAUUCCCACAAACGAUUUCGACGACGAUUGGCCUUCCUCUCAAUGCUCUGCUCUCUACAGCUAUCUCUCUUCAAGUCUGUUUAAGCUUAAAGCUAGUUCAUUUUUACAAUGGAAAAGGAGGACUGUGAACAAUUAUUGUAUUCUAAUUGUAAAGAGAUCAUAUGGGUACUCCGAAUUACUAAUUUGGAAGAUUCCUCCACGAAAUUCCAUCAGAGUUUUGCCAUAGAUAGUAGUGGGACACUUAUGACAGGUGCCUCUACACUUAGAUUGACGAGCUCACAUGAGAUUCAUGCACGCAGAUUGAAUAGUAACAAUUUUGAUCUCAAGGCUAUUGUGAUACAUUGGAAUCGUGAAUGUAAUAUUUUUGUCUUGAAGGUUGAAGGCGCAAGUGAUUGUAAGUUUGGGAAAUUUUGUGAUGAUGGUAUAUUAGAUGCAAAUAAAGAGGUGGUUAACAUUGGAACGCAGUCUAGAAGUGUUAUUGGGUCAUUUUGGAAAGGUAAGGUCUCAUUUCCAUGUCGGGAUGUGCGUAUUCCAACCGACAGGAAAACCUGUGCUGAUUAUGUAUGUGAUAUGAAUAUCACACCUGAAUAUCGAGUUAUGGGAGAUCUUUUUAGUGGUAUGACAAAAAAUCAACCACAUUUUCACCCUUCAGUCCCCUUGAUACAAAUUGAAGGUAUUUAUCCUUCUGUAGAAUCUCGAGGUGGUCCCAUAUUUGAUAUAAGAGGAAAAAUUAUAGGAAUGAGUUUUGCUGACUAUGGACCAUAUCUUAUUGGCAUACAUGUCAGCGUUUUGAAACAAGUGCAACAGGAUCUCAGAGCGAUUGUGGAUGAUGGGAGUGGACCGAGUAUGAGAGGAGCAAGAGAUUGAAGUGGGAUGGCUGUAUGGCAAAAGAGAGUGAAUGGCGAGUCCUGUCGUAGAGGACAAGAUAAUUCUGAAGCCUGUCAUGGAUUUUAGCUCUUUUUUUGUUUGGUUUGAAGUGAAAUACGGAACAGUAAUUGUGUUGCAUAUUGUUUUAGUCAGUAGCUCAUCUUAUGGACAAGUAUGUAUUGCACAUUGUUUGUGUCAGUAGCUCAUCUUAUGGAUAA
This is a messenger RNA of Mercurialis annua (annual mercury), 1154 nucleotides long. RefSeq lists its product as uncharacterized. Bases 178 to 936 code for a protein of 252 amino acids. The record is from RefSeq and is a predicted model, not a curated record. The transcript has 4 exons. NCBI's taxonomy places the organism in Eukaryota, Viridiplantae, Streptophyta, Magnoliopsida, Malpighiales, Euphorbiaceae.